Messenger RNA from Homalodisca vitripennis (glassy-winged sharpshooter), 780 nucleotides. RefSeq lists its product as uncharacterized. Lineage: Eukaryota; Metazoa; Arthropoda; Insecta; Hemiptera; Cicadellidae. The transcript has 6 exons. The coding region runs from base 162 to 707 and encodes 181 amino acids. The record is from RefSeq and is a predicted model, not a curated record.
UUGGUUCCCAUCUUGUAAGUAUCUUAAACAAUUGAAUUGCUGAUAAAAAAUGAGUUAUUUCCAUCUUUCCUAGUCUCAAAACGAAAAUACACUAUCGCAUGAAUAUAUACAUGACAAGAAGCUUCCAAGUUUUGAUUUAGGAUUCUAAUCAAUGAAUUAGAAUGCAGCGUGUGAUAAUUCUCCUCCUAGGGGCCUCCUUCGCCUCAGCUGUCGUAGAUAACGUUGGCCCCUGUAACGUCACGAUCAUCACUGACAAGACUUUCAACAUACAACGGUUUUCUGAAGAAAACAACGGUGUUUGGUUGUUUGUCAAAGUUCCAUUCACCAACAUUAGCAAGAACUAUGAGUCGAUGUAUUUGGUUACUGAACCAACUGAGUGCUAUGGACAGUAUCACACAAUAAUUUACUAUAAAAACUACGGUGACGAGGAAUACAAAGUGUUCGCUGACGAAGACGUUUAUGAUUCAUCUAACGGACACGUGACUGUAAUUACAAGAGGAGAGAAGAGGAUCGUAUAUAAAAUUUCGUUCCUGAAGUAUGUGCCCUGCAGAUACGCAUUUUACUACAUAUGCAGUGAUGAAGGAGGUGACAACGACGUAGACUAUAGGCACGUGUUGGCUCAUGGACCUUUAACCGAUGACGAAGAGGCAGAGAUUCGACGCCUGGAUGAGCAGUAUGAAUUUUCUGGAGUUCUAAUAGACAUCUAAAACCUUUAUCUCUUCCUUCAAUACAUCUGUGAACUAAUUCUGUAGUCUCUUAUAAAAUAAACGUUUUUAAUUA